Messenger RNA from Cornus florida, 6585 nucleotides. RefSeq names its product F-box/kelch-repeat protein At3g23880-like. The transcript has 2 exons. Gene Ontology annotation, molecular function: protein binding. Bases 163 to 1473 code for a protein of 436 amino acids. Lineage: Eukaryota; Viridiplantae; Streptophyta; Magnoliopsida; Cornales; Cornaceae. The record is from RefSeq and is a predicted model, not a curated record.
UUUGCAAAUCUAGGGUUUAGUGUGUGGUGUAAACCGUGUAAUACAUUUGCUUUAGUACUAGGGUUUUGUCGGUGGAGUAGAGUGGUGUGGUGUGGUGUGGGUUUGAACUUGAAGAAGCCGCAGCGACCCAUCGGCAUUACUGAUUAGAAGAAGAAGAAGAAGAUGUCAGACUUCUUCCCAGUCCUACCUAGAGAUGUGGUCAUGGAUAUCCUUGCUAGAUUACCCCUCAACACUCUCGUCCGAUGCACCUCUGUGUGCAAAUCAUGGUACUCUCUCCUCAUAAACCCUAGUUUCAUCACCAAACACCUCAACCUUAACCUCAAUCGAUCUCCGCACCUUCGAAUAGUUCGAAGCUACUCUGAUUCUAAUUCUCGAGAGCAUUAUUCAGUACGUUACGACGAUGACCAAAUUUUCCCCGAGUAUGCAAAGCCUCACUUCCCAUUGAAGAGCCAUUGUAGCCAUUAUUUUAGGAUAAUCGGUGUAUGCAAUGGCCUCAUAUGCCUCUCCGACGAUCAGUUUACGUAUGUCAAUGAACUCUUUCUCUGGAAUCCUGCCAUUCGAAAGAUGAUGCCCCUUCCACGAGUUCGUGUCACCUUUCAAUCGCAUGGUCCAUUCCAGCAUACCAUUGGCUUCGGUUUUGAUCCCCUCACCCAUGAUUACAAGGUCAUCCGGAUUGUGCAUCUCGUGUAUGAUUUCUACAACCCACCGAAGACUGAGAUUGACAUUUUCAGUCUCAGCACCGGCACUUGGCGCAACAUCAGUCAUGUCCCUUUUCCUCUUCCAGAUAUCAUCAUCAAUGAGCGGGCUCCCCAGGCUUUUCUCAAAGGGGCUGCCCAUUGGAUUGCUUCCUCUAAAUCAUCGCGUAGUUAUGCCUUCGGCUUCUUGAUCUUGUCCUUCCACAUGGCUCAUGACCAAUUUGGUCAAAUUAAGCUGCCUCAUAACAUCACUGAAGAUGCCAAUCCCUACCUCAUGGCAGGUAUUGGUUUUCGUGUUGCUAAGUUUCAAGAAUCACUCGCUCUCAUGCACCUUACUGGUACUUAUCGAGACCAUACUUGCUGCAUAUGGGUGAUGAAAGAGUAUGGCGUAGCCGAGUCUUGGACCAAACAAUUCAAUAUUGAUAUCACUGGAUCAUUCAGUAGUGUAGCUGGCUUCACAAGGAAAGGUCAACUUCUACUCCAAAAUUCUGCUGGUUACCUGGUAGCUCAUCAUCCCCAACCCGAACGAUUAACGGAUCUUUUAAUUCAUGGCUCUACAAAUUCAGCGUAUUUGCACACCUCAUUUUAUGCAGAUGCUUACACGGAGAGCCUAGUUUUACUUGGAAACAGAUUUUCUGAAACUACUGGCACUUCUCCUCAGGAAUCAUCACCUGGGGCUGAGGAUGUUAAAGGAGGGAGUGGAGCUGAGGAAAACAGGUUUGUGACUGGGGUGAAAAAUGAAAAUGAGGAAACAAGUGAAGAUGGAGGAGAACUAUAAAAAAGAGUAGAAGUUGCAUAGUGAACUCUUCCUUUGCUUUCAGUUAAUUUUACUUUGCUUACAAUAUAUAAACUAUAUAUCAAUGUAGUUAAAAACUUUCUUUGUGAAAGAUCUAACUCACUCAAGAUGCUUGUAACUCUUGGAGCAUUUAGGUUUGAUUUGAGCUUUCUUUGGGAAAGAUUUAAGUCACUCAUAAUGCUUUUGAACUCUUGGAGCAUUUGGGCUUGAUAUGCCUGUUAUUUGGAAAAUAUUGUGACUUAUCCAUUAUUGCUUAUCUUUUGAUGCCAUUACAUCUUUCUUGAUUUUGUUUUACGGUAUGAGCCACCUUAUAGUAUAUGAAUUAAGCUGUCAAGAGCAGCUUCUUUAGGUUGUGUUGCUGGAUUUCGAGAAGCAUUGAGAAGUCACUAGUUGGUGAUAUUUUGUAUGAAAUCAUAAUUCGUUUCCCUUUGGCUUGGAUGGUGCUCGCCAUGGUUAUGGUCAGCUUGUUUUCCUUGCUAGCCAGUCUUGAGUUCAAACUCGAGCUACAAUUAGCACUAUUCACCCCUAUUAUUCUGCUGCUCCUUUGACACAAUUAUGGCCUUCAUGCCACUUAUUACCAUGUUUAAGCUCCAACCAUUUCUUUUCACCUUCUCUAAUUGUAGCUCUAGUUUUCGCUUUAAUCUUAUGCCCUAUUGGAAGGCAAAACUUUAGAUCUAGCUCAUAUAGGAAGUUGCAUAACAAAUCUGAUAAUUCUAGUCAACUAGAAAAGAAUCUGGCAGUUAUACAUAGCCCACGUAAGGUCACAAAGUCAGAAGUUGGUUCUCUUCCCUUUGGAGUACUAAGUCGGUUCAGUUCUAUUUGGAGAAAUAGAGAGAUAAUUAUUUUAAAUUAAUGUACAUAUUUUAUUCUUGGGCAUUGAGUCAUGAUUGGCUGGUUUUCCAAAUUAUCCAAGUAUUGAAAUUUAAUUAUCUGUCAGUCCCAGGUCCUCUUUUCUCGUGAAUAUCCUUUCUUUGGGAAACUUUUUUGUCACUCGUGAUCCUUUUGAACUCUUGGAGCAUUUGGACUUGAUAUGCCUAAUAGAUGUUAUGCUUAAAAUAUUGUAAAUUAUCCAUUAUUGCUAUCUUUCUUUUGUUGUCAUUAUAUAUUUCUAGAUUUUGUUUUAUGGUAUGAACAACCUUAACUAUAUGAAUUAAGUUGUCAAGAGCAGCUUCUUUAGGUUGAGUUACUGGGUUUCGAGCCAAGCAUUGAGAAAUCACUAGUUGGUGAUACUUUGUACGAAAUCAUUGCUAGUUUUCCCUUUGGCUCGGAUGAUGCUCGCCAUGGUUAUAGUCGGCUUGUUUUGCUUGCUAGCCAAUCCUGAGUUCAAACUUUCCUCAGCUGUAUCUGCUAAUCAGCAUGCUUGUAAGCCUAAUGGUCAAACAAGGUUUGUUCAAGUUUGGUUCGCUUACUUAAUGAGCUCGGAAUUGUUAAUUAAAUUAUGCUCGCACUUCGCUAAUACACACUGGCAGAACUCUAACGAACUUGGAUUUGAGCUGUUUGUAAAUUGCUUGUUUCAUUUGUACCCGUUCUUACAGGCUAAAGCACCAGUUCCAUGUGCCACUGCAUAAUAGGAUUAGCACAUCUAAUUGAUGAAAAGACUAUCCUCUAGACAUCUGACAUUAUAGUAAAUUAAUUAACUUGAAUGUAUUUCAAGAGUUGUGCUAUUCACGCCUUAUUAUUGGUAUGGCCUUCAUGCCACUUUAAUUCAAGCAUGUCUAAGUAUCAACCAUUUCUUUUCGCCUGCUCUAAUUGUAGUUCUAAUUUUUAUUUUACUCUUAUGCCUUCUUGGAAGGCAAAACUUUAAAAGGAUCUAGCUCAUAGGAAGUUGCAUAACAAAUCUGAUAAUUCGAGUCAACCAGAAAAGAACCUGGCAGUUAUGGAUAGCCCAUGUAAGGUCACAGUCUUAAGUUGGUUGUCUUCUUCUUGGAGUACUAAGUUGGCUCUGUUUUAUUUGGAGAAAUAGAGUGAGAUAAUUAUUUUAAAGUAAUGAAAAUAUUUUAUUCUUGGGGCAGGGAGUCAUGCUUGGUUGGUUUGCCAAUUUAUCCAAGUACUGACAUUUAAUAAUCUGUCCUCUUUUCUUGUGAAUAUCCUCUGUUGGCCUGAUACAAAUUCGUUUUGAUGACACAAAUAAAAAUCAAUUACUUUCCAUGUCCAUGUGAAACCCACUUCUAGAAUUGCUUAUACCUUUGUGCUCUAAGUCUUCUGAUAGCUACAUAUCUUCAUUGAUAGCUCAUGCUUUUUAUAUCCUGUAAUUUGAGUUAAUACUAUCUUUGAUGUGAUGUGUUUCUUGAUGUUAUUCUGAGGUACAUCAAUCUUAUAUAUUGUUGAUUCAUGAAAUUCUAUAGUUUGUUUUUUAUCUACAUGUGGCAAAGGCUUACAAUGUAAAAAUUGAUGACUGUUGAGACUUAUGAAAUGUGGCUUGGUUGGAUGACAUGGAUCAAGGGAAGAAUUCAGAGAAAUUAUAUAUAUAUAGUGUUUUUUUUUUUUUUUUUUUUUUUUUUUCUCAUAAAUAUAUGUGUUGUUUUACUAACGAUCUCAACUCUGCUUAAAACGUAUUUUUGUAAGCAAGGUUAUAGUUCUAUUUGGCUGCUCUAUUGUUUUGGAGCAAAGUGGUAAUAUCAACUAAGCAGAAAAUAGAAUCUAAUUACCAUUGAUAUCUGUCGAGAUGCUGCUGGAUUUUCCUGUGCUGCAUGAAAUUAUUUCUCCUGAGAAAUUUGAUGUUUCCCAGAAAUGCUUGUGGAAUAGUUGUUGUGAUUGAAUACUUACAAUUGUUUGAUGUUUAGGGAAUCCCCAUCUCUAUUGAUAGAGAAACUUAUCAUGUUGAAAGCAUGCUCAUGAAGACUUCAUAUUUUUCUGGAAACAGAAAACCUGCUUCUGAAAUUGGUGGUGGUUAACUGUCUCCAGUUAUGAGAAGGGAAGUUUUCUUUUGUCUGAAAAUUUGGUUUUUGUAAACUAGUUGGUAUGUCUCUUGCGGAAAUUUGGUUUAUCUUGAGGUAGAUAGAUCUAUAUAUUUCAAAAAAUUCUCUUCAGGUUUUCACUGUGCAGUUGGAGUAUUUUGGUUACACACAUGCGCACACACGCAAUACCCAUGCCCAUGCCCAUGCCCAUGCCCAUGCCCAUACCUGGAAAAGAAAAUUAGGACUGUAUCCCUGCACCUCUGAAGAGGGAGUCAGAAUCCCAAGAUGUGGUUUUGGCACCACUUUGCCUUCUCAACUAAACCCUAGCACAGCUAUAAUCCUUUUUUGGAUGCAAUUUCUAAACAUAUAUAAUAAAAAUUUUGUGAACCAUGCAUGUGUUUGUCAUUGCUUUGCAAUGCCUGUUUCUUUGGUCUAAUGGAGGAUUUUCAUUAUAUUGGAAAUUGCAACUCUGUUCAUGAUCAAGAGUUUGGCUGAAUUGGUGAUCCUCACAUGAAAACAAAACUAGGGCACCUUGCAUAUACUCAUGUUUUAGGAACACCCUCUUUAUGAAGGUUGGUUUGGAAUUUUAUGCAUUUGGAAAGGUUCCCAUUCAAUGUGCAUGAUCUUGCCAAGAUCUCCCCCUUCCCUGGUUUUGCAAAAACUUAAAAUAACAAAAUUGUUCUACUUACAAUAUUUCAGAAUACUAAAUAUAUUUCUUUCUUUUUCUUGUUUUAGAAUCGCUAGAUAAUAUGGCUCUUUAUAUGGUGCAAAAUGUUAAAAGUUAUGCCAAAUGAAUAUUAGGACACCGCCAUUAUAAAAAAUAAUGCUAUAAAAUAGGUACCUUUUCAUUUUUUUAUUUUUUAUUUCCCCUUGAACACUAUAUUUAGAUGGGACCACUAUUGAAUUAUUCAAUUAUGCUAUUUAUACUUGAUGCAAUUAGUGUCUUGAAUUUGGCAAAUAAUUGUUGGAUUUAAAUCGUGAGAGCAAGUAUUGAGUCAUGUGGCUUGUUGGUGUCUGCCUCUGCACCGAUUAGAAGUGUCUUUUUAAGAUCCAUAAAAGAUGGAGAUUGGAAAUGGUGUAUUUCCAACCAUGUACGUGAGUACACCUUAGUUUUGUACACUCACGAGAGAAGUCGAAGGAGCUGUUGAUUUUCAGGGAAAGUCCAGUUAAUUUAAUUUUCACAUGCACAAAUAUUUACAGGUUUAUUAUAUGUUUGUGAGGAUAAUAUGUAUUUUGGCUUGUUUUCAUAUAUAAUCACACCCCUUUCAUCAUCAAUUAUUUUCUUUCCAUGUCGUCUUGUAUUUGUUUUCACUUGUUUUUUUUAUAUUAUUAUUUAAAUCCAGUUCAUAUUUCUCUUAAAGGAGAGAAAUGUAUAUAGUAAGAUUGUGACAGGAAAUAUCUCAUUUAUGGUAUUAGGUAUGGGCAUUGAAGGCCUACUGCACCUUUCACCAUCAUUUUGAUGUUCCAAGGUAAACAUCAUAUAUGUUGCAGUUGUGGUCCAGAGCUUUCAAAGAAUAUUAGUGACCUUGGACUAUAGCAUGUACUACCUGCACUGGUGGUGUCUCUCUCUCUCUCUCUCUCUCUGUAUAUGAAUGUGUAUAUGAAUGUGGAGAGGAAAACCAAAGGACAUUUUCAUUUUAGCUGCCAUUUGUCUUCAUUAAUAUUUGCUCUGGUUUGUGGGUUGCACCUAUAUUGAUUGAGGGAGUAUUGUGGGUGCUACAAUGGAUAUAACAUGUAACAAAAUUGUUUCUACACAGCAGGAGAUAUGUAGAACAAAACAAAAUAAUGGGUUGUAGAGGCAAAGCACAUCUAUGAAUAUUAUUUUAAGCAUGGAGCGGGGGUAAUAUAUGUUUCGAGGAAUUGAAUGUUUAUUUUAGGGGUCUGGCCUGGUGGUUGAGUAGUUGAAUACCAUUUCAUGAUGGUCUUCUAUGGUCAGUAGUUCAAAUGGACAUGGUCCUUGAGAAUUGUUUAAAGGAAGUUCCUCUUGUUUUUUUUAGGAGUAUUAUUAUUAAUUAGGGUCUGAAGAUGGAGAGGAUUGACAACAAGCAAUUUCUAAGCCUGGAUAAAUUUUUUUUUGGUUGUUGGCGAGAAACUCACACAUUUCAUUUGAAGACUCGAACUUUCACCAUUUACUUUGAGAAGUAGAGGAGAUACUACGGGACCACAAGACUCUUGAUAUCUAAGCCUAUAUUAAUGG